AUGAACCGCAACUUUUGUUGGUGCCGUAACUUACUGGGUCAAAAGCUGUCAGAUGAUGAAAUGGGGAAUAUAAAACACCCUGCUGCAGAACUCUAUGCUCAUGUUACCUUCAAGUCUAUUCAGGCUGGAGCUGUUUUAGGAAUGGUUUUAUUCGCUCCUGCAGUCCGCCUUGCAGCAGGCCCUCGCACGCUAGCAGCUCUUACUGAAACAGCAAUUCGUUACGGACGAAAUGGUGCACUAAUUGGUGUUCCUCUAGGUCCUGUCCUGACAUACGCCAGAGCCGCAAGUGGUGAAGGCAUCAACGAGGAUGGCUACAUUGAUCGUGCAUACAGAUUAAGGUAAGACCCACGUACAUGUUAUACCUAUAUUUCAGUGAACUGAGAAUCAUAUAAAGUGAAUUUGUCUGUCUGUAUGUCUGUCCGUCUGUCUGACUGUACUAUAUCUCAAUUCCGUUUCUUGUCAUUUUCUCGCAGAUAUAACCGAAACCAGAUCCGCGUAGAUCAAGCCUCUGUUUUAGGCACUUUAGGUGGGGCAGGCGGGUCCUUGUUGCUAGGAGGCUCUGCUGUGAAUGGCGCUGUGGUUGGCCUUGUAGGUGGAACGGUUGCCAUGGGGCUCUAUAACACCAUAUUUGCUGAGAGGCAUCUCUAG
This is a messenger RNA of Porites lobata, 648 nucleotides long. The record is from the annotation of a GenBank genome assembly. Lineage: Eukaryota; Metazoa; Cnidaria; Anthozoa; Scleractinia; Poritidae.